This is a messenger RNA of Coccinella septempunctata (seven-spotted ladybird), 1150 nucleotides long. RefSeq names its product RNA-binding protein 42. Gene Ontology annotation, molecular function: mRNA binding. The record is from RefSeq and is a predicted model, not a curated record. Bases 126 to 986 code for a protein of 286 amino acids. The transcript is spliced from 4 exons. Lineage: Eukaryota; Metazoa; Arthropoda; Insecta; Coleoptera; Coccinellidae.
UUUAUUGAAUUUGAACGCACCCCUUCGACUGAUGAUAAAUGAUAACAUUGACCUAACCUCAAAAGUCAACAAAAACAAUCUGAUUUUCUUUUUAAAAUUUUAUUAUUUUAUAAUAGUUCUUCAAGAUGGACAAAUUCCGUAAAAUGGAAGACGAAAUGAGCAGGUUUGAAGCCGAAAUUUCAGGUCAAGCGUUAAUGAAUAAUGGCUCCUUUGCAGGAGGCUUUGCAUUGCCAGGAUUCGGAAAUAUUCCGCCUCCUCCUGCUCCUCCAAUGUUAAUACCUCAUCAAGUGAAAAGUUUCAGAAGGCCAAAUAAUAGUUAUGAGACAUAUGCAGCACCAGUUGUUGCUCAACCCGCUGUGGUUUCUGCCAAGCCCACCCUCUACACUAUUCCUGCAAAGUCUAAUGUUACCUCUUCAACCUCCAAUCAAUCUUCUGUUGAUUUCAUGGCUUUGCAAAGUGAAGUGGAAAAAAAAUUGAAGAAAUUGAAAAAUGAGAAAAUAAGUGCUGAGGUUGCCAUAUCGCAGGGUAAAGCUAGUAGUGCUCUGCAAUCUUUUGGUCCAGACGAUUACAAAAGAAAAGGAAGCAAGAAUAAAAAGCUCCUUAGAGUUGCUGGGGGACAGACAUGGGAAGAUCCAACUUUGGCAGAUUGGACAGAUGAUGAUUUUCGAAUGUUUUGUGGAGAUUUAGGGAAUGAUGUUACUGAUGAACUUCUUACAAGAACUUUUAACAAGUUCCCUUCUUUUCUUAGGGCUAAAGUAAUCAGAGACAAGAGAACAAAUAAGAGCAAAGGAUAUGGCUUCAUUAGUUUCAAGGAUCCAGCAGAUUUCACGAAAGCUAUGAAAGAAAUGAAUGGAAGAUAUGUUGGGAGCAGACCUAUAAAACUCAGAAAGAGUACUUGGAAAAACAGAUGUGUCGACGUUGUGAAGAAAAAAGAAAAAGAAAGGGCAUCUCUGAUGAAUCUCCUGACUUCAGGCUCUGGACGGUAGAACGUUUGUGUAUAACAUUGUAUAUAUUAGGUAAAGAAACAAUUUAAGCUUAAGUGAAUAUAAUUGAAUCAAUAUGUUUUUUGUAUGACAUGUUAUUGGAAUGAAAAUUAUCAAUUUCAUUAUUGUGAAAAAUAUGUUGCUUAAUAUACGUAUUUAUAAGUGUA